AUGGCCCAUAUCGCCGACUUCAUGGUCGACGCCGACACCGCCAACAAUGUGGGGUUAAAUAAUUACAUAGCCAGGGAGCUAUCUCCCCCGCCUCAAGAUGCGGCCACGGAAGCCCCAGGUCCAGAGGAGAAGGAGAAACAUGUCUGGAGAAUGCACCAACCGCCCGAGUCCCGCAAACUGCACCUCUUUCCAUCAAGGGAAAAGCUGUCAAUAGCGGCUGGUCGAAAGAGCCCCGACGCUGAAACGACUGCUAAUAGUGUGGCGGCAAUGGGGCAGAAUGGAUCUGGGGAAAAGGACCGGUCGGUCCUCGGCGCUGCUCUGAGAUUGAAACCAAAAGAACCAACUCUCAUCCGUCGAAGAAAGAUUUCUGUGGCAGAACUUGGUCCAAUGACGACCGUUCAAGAAAUCGCCAUGGAUUCUCCCACAAUACCCGGGCGGCCACCAGCGCACGAAAGGUCAAUCAGCGCACCUGGGAAUAGCUGGCGGCAACAUGUGUUUGGAGAGAGUAUGCUCUCGUGCAUAACCGGACCUGCAUUAGAUGAAAAUGCAGAGAUAGCUGCAACAGAAAGGGGCGUCACACCAAAUCAAGCGAAUUACUCUACUCCGGCCCAAACCACACCACAGUCGUCACAUCUCCAGUACCGCAGGGAUAAUUCUUCCUCGCCGAGACGGCCCCUCUCUCCAAGGUCUCUCGCACCGCUGGUCAUCCCUUCAACAUCAGCUCCUCAUCCACAGCAUCUUACCCGGUGGCCAUCGAAGUCCAGGUUGCGGUCAGAGAGCACGCCUCCUGAUGUUCCGCCCAAGUCGGCGCGGAUGAAGGAGUCCCCCUAUUCUCGAGGUUCUCCCCUUGUUCCAGGAUCUGAAAUCGUUCUGAGUGCGUCGACUCUAUCAUCCUCCUACUUUAAUACUCCUACUUCGGCCAUCACUUCAGCACCCACUUCAGCACCCACAUCAGCUCCUACCUCAGCGCCCGAGCGGCAAACUUCGCCCAAACCAUGGACUACCGCCAGUGCAGGACCAAGCCCGAUGUGCCAUACACGGGGACACUCAGAAACCACGCAGCAACAGCUGGGACAGUCACUUGGACAUCGACGAGGCGAAUCGGAAGCGUCCAUUAUGGAUCGAGGACGCCCGAAGAAGCGUUCAGAUGCAUCCCCCAUGAAGCGCACUAUGAGCAAGCGCAGUAAGUCGCAAGAGCAAAAAGCAUUCGAAUGUCUACCUAAAGGGACCCGCGCCACUGAGGCAUAUUCGGUCCUACCAGCCUCUGAAGUUGAGGCGCUUCGUAAACAAGCUAUAGGCCAGGCGUCACGAUUUGAAGUACUAAACACCAAAAACGUUGAGGCUUUGUCAAGAGAACUGCGUGGCCUCGACGAGCGCUGCGAGUAUCUCCGCAAAACCCACCGCUCCCUACGCUCUGGUCGACGCAACCUCCACGGCCGCAUCUGCACCUACUUACGGUCACCACGUGUUGCACGAUUUUCCCAUGAGUCGAUGCUCAAGCAAGAGGAAGCCCUGUCGGAACUGGAUACUUCAAUUGACGACUGGGUCUCCAAGCUUGAACAGGCUGAGAACCGCCGGACUCGCGUCCGCCAAAAGCUGCUUGAACAUGUGGCCGCAGCGCUCAUCAUGGAUCCUAUGCAAACUCACAAGGCAAUUGCCGGUGCCCCAUUUGGCGAGAACACCCCUCCACGUAGCCCGACGAAAACGCAGAGUCCGCGCCGAGGCGAUACGACGCCUCCUCGCAGCCCAACAAAAGCCCACAGUCCCCAGCGAUUAGCGGAGGAGGUGAAGGUUACCAGCCCGGAAAGCAUCGGCGGCCGCCGGAGAACGCGUGCUAGUGCGGAGAGUAUAAGAAUAUACGCCGAUAGCGACGUGUAUGCAUUGUUGGCCGAUGUUGAGGAAGAGAUCAACCGCAUGGGAGACCAAGCCGAAUCUGACAGGACAGCUGCUCGGCAGCAGCAAGAGAAGGAAAGAGAGGAGAAGCAGAACGACGUUAUUGCCGCGGGCAUAACCCUUAACGCGGUGGCGUUUGAGGGUAUACCAAAUACGCGGGCAGUGCGGAAUGCAUAG
This is a messenger RNA of Venustampulla echinocandica, 2070 nucleotides long. RefSeq lists its product as uncharacterized. Lineage: Eukaryota; Fungi; Ascomycota; Leotiomycetes; Helotiales; Pleuroascaceae. The transcript has 4 exons. The coding region runs from base 1 to 2070 and encodes 689 amino acids. The record is from RefSeq and is a predicted model, not a curated record.